AAGAUGAUAAUGAGUGUUAGGCGAAUCGUGUGAACGUCCCCUCGUUUCUUGCAGAUUCACGUUACUUUUAUCUUUACAAAUUUCGUUUUUUUCCUUUUAACCACUUGUUCAGUCAUAGUUAAUUAAUUACUUUUGUACGAUUUAGCAAAACUAUCGUUGCAAAUACAGUUUUCCCUAUUUAAUAUCAGAAAGUACUAAGUAGUAAUACUUCAAGAUGGGCAUGGACGAUUUUUCAAAAAGGAAGACAGAGGACAUCAAAAGCCGUCUCUAUGUCGUUAAAAGAAAGGGAUUCAAAGAACCGGUCCAUUUCGAUAAAAUCACAUCUAGAAUUCAAAAACUGUGCUAUGGCUUGAAUACGGAGUACGUCGAUUCGGUAGAGAUUACCAUGAAGGUUAUUUCUGGAUUAUACUCAGGAGUUUCUACCGUUGAAUUAGACAACUUGGCAGCGGAGACCGCUGCAACGAUGACGACCAAACAUCCCGAUUAUGCGAUUUUGGCUGCUCGAAUUGCUGUUUCUAAUUUGCACAAACAGACUAAAAAAAGUUUUAGUGAAACCGUCCAUGAUUUGUAUACAGCCACUAGGGAAUUCACAGGAGAACCGAUGGCAUUAAUUUCAGACACACACCAUAAAAUCAUCAUGGAAAAUGCAGACAAAUUAAAUUCAGCUAUUAUUUAUGACAGAGACUUCAACUAUAAUUAUUUUGGGUUUAAGACGCUUGAAAGGUCAUACCUUCUUCGCAUCAGAAACAAAAUUGUCGAGAGACCUCAGCAUAUGUUGAUGAGAGUCGCGAUUGGAAUUCAUGGAGAAGACAUUGACGCUGCAAUUGAAACUUACAAUCUACUUUCUGAAGGAUAUUUCACACAUGCCUCCCCCACACUUUUUAACGCUGCAACACCAAAACCUCAGCUGUCGAGUUGCUUUUUACUUGCAUUAAAAGAUGAUAGCAUCGAAGGUAUCUUUGAUACAUUAAAACAGUCUGCGUUGAUUUCAAAAACUGCUGGUGGUAUUGGAAUUCACGUACAUUGUAUUCGGGCAAAAGGCAGUUUAAUUGCUGGAACAAAUGGCAUCUCUAACGGACUUGUGCCAAUGUUAAGAGUUUUUAAUAAUACUGCUCGAUAUGUGGAUCAGGGUGGCAAUAAGAGACCAGGUGCUUUUGCAAUUUACCUCGAGCCUUGGCAUGCUGAUAUUUUUGAGUUUCUCGAUUUGAAAAAAAAUACUGGAAAGGAAGAGGUACGGGCCCGUGAUCUUUUUUAUGCACUUUGGAUUCCUGAUUUGUUCAUGGAAAGGGUUGAAUCUAAUAAGAAAUGGAGUCUUAUGUGCCCGCAUAAAUGUCCUGGUCUUCAUGACGUCUGGGGUAAAAACUUUGAGGAUCUGUAUGUAAAAUAUGAAAACGAAGGUCGUUAUAUACGACAAAUUGACGCAAGAAACUUGUGGAAUGCUAUAAUUGAGUCUCAGGUGGAAACCGGUGUUCCUUACAUGCUGUACAAAGAUGCGUGCAACAGAAAAUCCAACCAACAGAAUUUGGGCACCAUUAAAUGUAGCAAUCUUUGUACAGAAAUAGUAGAAUAUACAUCUGCAGAUGAGAUAGCAGUAUGUAAUUUGGCUUCGAUUGCUUUAAACAAAUAUGUCAAACAAGAUCGUACUUACGAUUUCAAAAAGUUAAAAGAAGUAGCCAAAAUUGUAACAAAGAAUCUCAACAAAAUCAUCGAUGUAAAUUAUUAUCCUGUCGUCGAGGCUAGGAGGUCGAACAUGAGGCAUCGUCCUAUUGGAAUUGGUGUUCAAGGUUUAGCCGAUACUUUCAUAUUGAUGAGGUACCCGUUCGAGAGCAUUCAGGCCCAAACAUUGAACAAACAGAUAUUCGAGACAAUUUAUUAUGGCGCGCUUGAAGCAAGUUGUGAUCUUGCUGAGAAACUUGGACCGUACGAGACAUAUGAUGGUUCACCUGUUAGCAAAGGAAUUUUGCAAUACGAUAUGUGGGGAGUGACUCCAUCUGAUCUAUGGGACUGGAAUGCUCUCAAAGAGAAAAUAGCAAAGCAUGGUGUUAGGAAUUCCCUUUUGAUCGCUCCAAUGCCUACAGCAUCUACAGCUCAGAUUCUCGGCAAUAAUGAAUCUUUUGAACCGUACACCACUAACAUUUACACAAGAAGAGUGCUAUCUGGAGAAUUUCAGGUUGUAAAUCAACACUUAUUGAAAGACUUGGUCAAUCUACAGUUAUGGAAUGAGGAGAUGAAAAAUAGUUUAAUUGAGAAUGGUGGUUCGAUCCAGAACUUCAAAGAGGUACCAUCUGAAUUGAAAGCGAUUUACAAAACAGUAUGGGAGAUCCCACAGAAAACUAUUUUACAAAUGGCAGCAGACAGAGGAGCGUUCAUUGACCAAUCGCAGUCUUUGAACAUUCAUAUUGCUGAGCCAAAUUACGGAAAGUUGACAUCGAUGCAUUUCCAUGCAUGGAAGCUGGGAUUAAAAACUGGAAUGUAUUAUCUGAGAACGAAGCCUGCUGCCAAAGCGAUACAGUUUACUGUUGACAAGACAAAAUUAAAGGUCAACUCGCAGCCUGCUGCCACUGAGAAAACGGAUGACGAAAUUGCAUAUAACAUGGCGGCAAUGGUGUGUUCAUUGGAUAACAAGGAUGAAUGCCUUAUGUGUGGAUCUUAAAAGAUACGAGUUUAAAUUGAAAACUUUUUAAUUUUUCGUAAUUAUCAAUAAAAUUGUAAGUAUUUUAAGUAUAACAAAAAAUAAAAUUGCACAUUACAAUUAUUCGUACCCUUGAACAUAAUAAUGAUUUAUUGUUUUUUUAAUAAUUCAAUUUCCAUUAUUCACUGUUAAUAUUUUAUUUGUACAACCAUCUGUGAGCUAAUGUUAAUAAUAAAUAAAAGUUUUUACAUUUUUUUAAAUGUGUUUUAAUGAGAUAUUAAAACCAUAUAACUUAGGAAGUAGAAUCUAUUCCCAACCUUUGUGCCUAGGGGAUUUUAUUCAAGAUAGCCGUAUGACACCUUUAAGCCAUCUUAUGUGAAGUGAAUAUGUAUUAAAUAAUCAAACAAAGAAACAACAUGUUUAUUAAACUUCACAGGACUCGUGAGAGUUAUCUUGCACUAGUGUUUCUUUUUUUGCAUUUUAAGAGCUACUUUUAAGAGACACUCAUGAUGCUAAGGUUGAAUGUAAUGUGUAAGAGACACUUGGUAGAAAUGGACAGCUCCCACACCCUUCCUUUCUCAUCAUCUUUUUUAUUACAAAAAAAGUGAAAAUAAAGGCUGAAGUAACCCCCCCCCUAUAGCAUUGAAAAAUAUCACGAGCCCUGGAGAGAGAGAUUAAAGAAAGAAAGGCCAUGGAAAAGAAGGCAGCCAAGUGAGGCCGAAAUUAGUCAUAUAUAAAUGAGGGUUGGUUUUGUACGAGAAAAUGUUAACUGAAAAAUAAGAAAAGAGUUGACAGAGAGGGAUGUGAAAUAUUAAGGGCUAAACAACUGUGGACACAUCAUACAAAUCGAAUCCAACAGGUCCGAGGAGAAGGACUAGGAAAAGGUGUUACCGGAUUUUCCUCAUGUGCAGCUGUGGCCCCUUCCUGGAUUUAUGACUGCCACAAAGAGUACGAUUUUCCCACAGUCCGAGGCGAAUAGACCAGUAGGUCCACCCGAGACAAUGGAAGGAGAGAUGUUGGCAGUGCACCAGGUUCCUCUUUAUGUGUAGCCAAAGCCAUCCAGGAGUGAGGAAUCAGAAUGAAUAUUUGAAAACAAUCAGGAUGUCUUUCCUACUGUCAGGGAGUGGAAAAAAGCUCUCUGGAAAAACCGUCAGAUGGAUUCCGAGAAUGAGCAACCAGAAAAUAAGCUCUUUAGGACAGCUAUCAGCUCUAAUGGUUUUUAUUUAAGCCCUGUUACAGUUUUGAGUAAAAGGUGAGAGGCCACCAAACACAGGCACAUGGCCGGUGGCCCGACCGCCGCCACUAAAAGGGAAGACCCUGGGGGCUUCCCUAGUCAUUUCGUGUACUUUUAAUAUAUUUUGGGAUGUGGAAAAAAACCAUUUACAGUGUCGCCUAUGGAAAAGUUCACAUCCCUUGGGGAUCUGGGGCAUUUUGCCCCGUGUCCUCCUCCAGGUGAGUGCCACCGAACCCCUAGUGACAAGCCCCUGUACAGUGACGACUCCCAUCCCCUCGGGUUAAUGCAAAUUAAUUGAUGAAUUUAAAAUGUUUUUGUUUGGUUUGUUUUUACAUUUCUUUGUAGAGUUUUUGUUUUUCAAGAACUGUAUGAUUUUUGAAAUGGAGUCAGCAUGGUCUUCAAGAGCAAUUUUAAUGUCUGUAGAUAUACCAGUUUGGUCCUUUGUGCUGAUAAUAAGAAGCUACAUUCGCAGAUAAUGUGAUUGAUUGUUAAUCUUACUUUGCAUUUUUGGCACACAGAGGAGGCCUAUUACACAUUAAUGUCCAUGGGUCAGUCUGGUGUGGCCAAUGCAAAGUCAAGUGAGUGCUGUUUCUUCUUUUUGGUAUCCUCGUACGUAGCUUUUCCAAGAUUUCAUAUCUUUUUUUAUCUCUGAUAAUUUAUUGCUUAUGUCUGACCAGUAAUUUUUCCAGAGACCAAAUUCUUAUUUUUAUAUGGUUUUUGUAAUCUUGCGGCAUAGUUUGAUUUAUUUA
Cimex lectularius (bed bug) is the source of this 4615-nucleotide messenger RNA. RefSeq names its product ribonucleoside-diphosphate reductase large subunit (gene RnrL). The coding region runs from base 215 to 2653 and encodes 812 amino acids. NCBI's taxonomy places the organism in Eukaryota, Metazoa, Arthropoda, Insecta, Hemiptera, Cimicidae. The record is from RefSeq and is a predicted model, not a curated record. Gene Ontology annotation, biological process: DNA replication; deoxyribonucleotide biosynthetic process. Gene Ontology annotation, molecular function: ribonucleoside-diphosphate reductase activity, thioredoxin disulfide as acceptor; ATP binding. The transcript is spliced from 13 exons. Gene Ontology annotation, cellular component: ribonucleoside-diphosphate reductase complex.